Molecule: messenger RNA, 3246 nt
Organism: Trichosurus vulpecula (common brushtail)
Lineage: Eukaryota; Metazoa; Chordata; Mammalia; Diprotodontia; Phalangeridae
Gene: TRIM35
Product: tripartite motif containing 35
Exons: 6
Coding region: 70-1536 (488 amino acids)
Biological process (GO): innate immune response; positive regulation of apoptotic process
Molecular function (GO): protein binding; zinc ion binding
Source: RefSeq, a predicted model, not a curated record
GGGGAGGAGCCACGCACACUUUGGAAAGUUUGGGAGCGCAGGGCGGCGCGUCAGACCCAGAGCAGAGGCAUGGAGCCGGGGGCCGGCGGCUCUGUGGGGCCGUCGCCUUCCUUCAAGGAGGAGCUGCUCUGCGCCAUCUGCUACGACCCGUUCCGCGACGCGGUGACUCUGCGCUGCGGCCACAACUUCUGCCGGGCUUGCGUGGGCCGCUGCUGGGAGCUGCAGGACGCGCCCGUCUGCCCGGUGUGCAAGGAGCGGGCGUCCCCGGCGGGGCUGCGCACCAACCACACGCUCAACAACCUGGUGGAGAAGCUGCUGCGCGAGGAGGCCUGCCCCGCCCGCCCGCGGGGGCCCCGCUUCUGCCGCCUGCACCACGGCCAGCUCAGCCUCUUCUGCCUGGACGACAAGGAGUUGCUGUGUGGCUCGUGCCAGGGCGACCCGAGACACCAGGGCCACCGCGUGCAGCCAGUACAGGGCACGGCCCGCGACUACCGGGCAAAGUGCAGGAAUAUGGAGCACAGUCUUCGGGAGAAGGCCAAAGCUUUUCGAGCCAUGCGUCGUUCUUAUGAAGCCAUUGUCAAGCACAAUCAGGUGGAAGCUGCCUGGCUUCAGGGCAGGAUCCGGCAGGAGUUUGAGAAACUCCGGGAGUUCUUGAGAGUAGAAGAGCGGGCAGCCCUGGACGCAGUGACUGAGGAGGCUGGGCAGAAACUGAGGCAGGUAGAAGAAAAAAUGAAACAGUUGGCAGAAGAGACAGAGGCCUUGGCUCACGAGAUCGGGCGGCUACAGAUGGAGAUGAAAGAAGAUGAUAUCUCUUUUCUCAUGAAACACAAGAGCCGUAAACGUAGGCUUUCCUGCACGACUGAGCCAGAGCCCAUCCAACCAGGAAUGCUUAUUGAUGUCAGCAAGUACCUGGACUCCCUGCAGUACCGUGUCUGGAAGAAGAUGCUAAGCAGUAUUGAAGCUGUGCCCUUCAGCUUUGACCCCAACACAGCAGCCGGCUGGCUCUCUGUCUCUGACGACCUCACCAAGGUCACCAACCAUGGUUAUCGGGUCCAAGUGGAGAACCCUGAGCGCUUCUCAUCCUCCCCCUGCUUGCUGGGCUCCCGGGCCUUCUCCCAUGGCUCCCACACCUGGGAGGUGGAUUUGGGUGGGCUCCAUAACUGGCGGGUGGGUGUGGCUCGGACUCGUCGAGAGUCUGGUGGGGACGGGCACUCGCACAGCUGCUACCAUGACGCCCGCUCGGGGUUCUGGUACAUCUGCCGCACCCGGGGAGCGGACGGGGACCACUGUGUGGCAUCCGACCCUUCGGCUUCACCCCUGGGCCCUGUGUUACCUCAGCGCCUGCGUGUAGAGUUGGAGUGUGAGGAGGGGGAGCUCUCCUUUUACGAUGCAGAGCGGCAGGCCCACCUCUACACCUUUCAUGGCCGCUUUGGGGAGGUGCGACCCUAUUUUUAUAUAGGAGGUACACGGGCAGACACUCCCCCUGAGCCCCUGCGCCUCUGUCCACUCCAUAUUCAGGUCAAGGAAGAGCUCUAAGGCUGACGGCCUUGGAAUUAAAUCUUUCCCUUCUCUGACUCAACAUCCCUCCUUCCCACUCUCCCCAUUGCCCUUUCCCUGGUAUUCCUGUUCCUUCUCUACCUCUCUACUAUCUGCCCCAUCUUCUCCCCAGAACACUAGUUUUAAGUCACAGGGCCUGUGUUCAAAUCCCAGCUCCACCACUUACUACCUGUGUGACCUUGGGAAAGUCACUUGCCCUCUAUUGGUCUUGAUUCCAUCAUUUUUUAAAUUUUAUUUUAUUUUAUUUUUAUUUUAUUUUUUAGAGACUGUCUCCCUAUCUCACCCAGACCAGAAGUACAGUAGCCACAUCAAAGCCCAACCCAAAUGCUAAUGGGCACAAAAGCUUUAACCUGCCUCUUUUUUCUGGUCUGGGUCAGUUUAUCCCUCCUUAAGCAGCCUGGUUUCUUCCCCUUGUUCUCAGGGGUUCCCCAUAUUGAUAUUAGUUAGUCACCCAAUCUGCUUUAGCCCCAGUGCAGCCCAGAACCCCCCGGCCUCAGCCUCAGCCUCCCCCAGUAGCAGUGGUUACAGGUGUAAGCUGCCAUCAGCAGCCCUCUCAUCCAUAAGAUAAGGGAUUUUGAACAGAGGACUUUCAAGGUCCCUUCCAGCCCCAAGAGAGUCUAUGAUCCUGGGAUCCCUUCACAGUUUGGUCACCAGAUUUCCCAACUUGCUUUCUGUGUGAUAGGGUCAUAGAAUCUAGAGCCGGAAGGGACCCUAGAGACCAUCCAGUCCAACUCCAUCAUCUUAUGGAGGGAGGGAAGUGACUUACCCAAGGUCACUCAGGUAGUAAUUGGCAGAACUGAGAGCUGAGCCUAGGUCUAGAUAGACUAUAUAAGAGGUGAAAGGGCAGGAGAGCAGCUAAGUUAAGAAGAUGCCCAAGUGCCUGACCUCUCCUGGGCUGCUGCUGACUCAGCACCUUAAAGGGCCUCAUAUGCUUCUUCCUCUCUGGCUCUUUUUUUUUUUUAAUUAAAUUUUAUUUUCACAAAGAUUUGCCCUCAUUCCUACCCCUCCUUCCCCCCUCCCCCCAUUGAGAAAGCAAGAAAAGUAAAAUGUCUGUUAAAAACACUCACAGUGAAGCAAAACAAAUCCCCUCAUUGGCUGUGUCCCCACAGUGGGCCUGUUUUCAUUCCUGAGUCCAUCACCUCUGCGAGGAGGUGAGUAGCACAUUUCACGGGGAGUCCUCUGGCACCCUGGUUGGCUAUUGUGUUCACCUGAGUAGGACUGUUCCUUCUCUUUCUUUUCAUCCUCCCUUCCCCAGUACCUAAAGAAAGUUACCACAGCCCAGUUUUCAGCCCCCUCUCUGCACUUCCUCCUCAUUCUUAGCCUUAGCCCAUCCAUGAGCAGGCCCCAAUUUACACCAUAACACGUGGCCCAAAACCAUGUCAUAAAGAGGAUGGUUGGAGCAUCACCCAUGUUUGUGUAAGAAUGACAUCCUAACUGCAGGGCGUGUUAUUCACCAUGGACUCAGUAUCAGGCAAAUCAUGGAAAUGACCAGCAGGAUGUCUUACGGGAUAAAACCUAUAUGAACCUCUACAAUCAUGUUCUAAAUCCUCUGAAAUGGGUAUAGGUGAAUUGUACGUAUUGAUUAAAGCACCCCAAUGUGCCAUAAGAUGUACUGCUGCAUGUAAAAAUAAAAUUACUGUAUCACAGAUUGGACCUAUGACAUGACGAAAAUAAAUAGUGAACAUUUAA